AGGUGCUGGGCUAAGUGGGGAUUCCCAGCUUGGGUAUACAAAAAUGUUCUUGGCAAGGCUUCAGAAGUCUGAAAAUAAGAUCCAAUGCCAGAGGGGUGGCUGACCGUAGAAGGUAGCUGCUUUGCUUUUGUUCCUGGCCCUGUGGUCACUGACCCUAGGCAGAUAGCCAGAGACCAGCCAGUGACCCAAAGCGGCUGGCUCUUGCCUGCUUCCAGCUAACAGUGCCCACCCUCUGCUAAUUGUGGGGGCCCUUGUGAAACACCCAGUAUCGGGUGUGGCAGGAGCACAGGAUGCUGCAACCAAGCCACAGGAUGGUUACUCCAUCUGUGAAGGAGGUGGACGGGGAGGACUGGAGGGGCCUGGGCUCAGCUCCUCCCAGCUGGAUUGCCUGCUACCUGGAAGAGUGCCCGCUCCUUGUGCCCCCGGGUUAUGACGACCCCCAAUAAAGGCAACAAGGCCUUAAAGGUGAAGCGGGAACCGGGUGAGAAUGGCACCAGCUUGACCGACGAGGAGCUGGUGACCAUGUCCGUGCGAGAGCUGAACCAGCACCUGCGAGGCCUGUCCAAGGAAGAGAUCAUCCAGCUGAAGCAGCGCCGCCGCACACUCAAGAACCGGGGCUACGCGGCCAGCUGUAGGGUUAAGCGGGUGACGCAGAAGGAGGAGCUGGAAAAGCAGAAGGCGGAGCUACAGCAGGAGGUGGAGAAGCUGGCCUCCGAGAACGCCAGCAUGAAGCUGGAGCUCGAUGCGCUGCGCUCCAAGUAUGAGGCCCUGCAGAACUUCGCCAGGACCGUGGCCCGCAGCCCCGUGGCCCCAGCUCGGGGCCCCCUUGCUGCUGGCCUGGGGCCCUUGGUCCCUGGCAAGGUGGCUGCCACCAGCGUCAUCACAAUAGUAAAGUCCAAGACAGAUGCUCGGUCAUAGGGACACGUGCACUUGCCAGACAGGUCUCUAAGGGGCCACUAAGGGCGUGGCAAAGUUGGCAGCCCUGUCCCUCUUCCUUCCCUUUCCUUUUCCCUUUUCUUCUCCUCUCCCUUCCCCGUUUCCUUCCCUGCAAAGCACAACCUGCACCCAGGGGCGUUGGGCUGAGCCCCUGUCACCCUUGUCGUCACGCGCGUGUUUUGUACGUUGGGAUUGGUCAGUUCAGCAGUGAUGUUGGGUUGCCCCUAACCCCUUUGUACCAAGGCCAUGCAGGCUAGGAGUCCGGAGUGGGCACUGUGGGGCGGACACGAGUGGGAGUGGGCAAGUGCACCGGGCUUAGGUCUGCCCUUUCUGGUGGUCUGCAGGCCCCCAGGCCGCCAGUCUGCAGGGGGACGUAGGCGCUUUCUCUUCAGAUUCCAGUGGGCCUCUCAGCUUGAUCCAGAAGGAAGAGAUGGGCUCUGCCCUGAAAAGGUUAUGUCUUGAAGGCUCUGCAUGGGUAGACCACCAGCCUGGGCACUGGGGCAGGGACCACGGUGCUGGAGCCUGGCACAGUGCACUGGAUAAGACCAAAUCGCUGGUUGUAAGUGUGGGUGGAAGGUGUGUCAGUGUGUCCUGCGGUGGGUCACCGGUGUCCGGUGUCUGUUUACAUGACCUGUUUGUGUGGUUAUAUAGCCCUUUAUUUAAAAGAGAAGUUCCUUUUACGAAGUUAUUAAAUUAUAUGUUUAAGAGCUAAAAAGAAAAAAAAAGCUGCAGAGUAUUUAUAAAAUUGUCUUUAAAAAAGAAAAAAAAAAAAAACAACAUUUGACCAUAUAAAUGGAAAAGGGAAGAAAGUAUAGUAUAAACUUUGCUAGGUUAAAAAGAAAAAAAAAACAACCCUUUCUUGUAAACUUGGGGACAGCUCUGUGGCUGUUGGAGUUUAGUUUUUAUACGCAGAGUUAUCAGACAUUACUUAUAAAACUUAGUUUAAAAAAAGGAAAAAAAAAAAAAAAAAAAAAAAGGCCAAGCUGCGAGCCGGCCGGAGGCCGCCCCUUUGAUAUCUCUUGCAAUUGUACCGAAAGUGACUUACUCCUUUGCCCUUCCCGCUUCCGUCUUGCCGGUGCCGUGCUGUUGUCCGUGCCUGGUGAGGUUUUGUGCAGCCGUAAAGUGCUGGUGCUUCUGGUGACCUUUGACCUGUGGCUGUCCCUGUGUAUGGAUUUUGUGUGUGUGUGUGUGUUUUGAAUUUUGUUGUGGUUUUGCUUCUGCUGGCUUGCUGGACCUGGGUUGGGCUGGGGUCCCAGGCAGAACUCAAAUUCUUCUGCACUUGUCCUCUGCCACUUGGUCCCUCCGAGCCUUGGCUUCGCAUGUGGGUCUAGGGCAGAGUACGUGAGAUUGGGAGCUGUCUUGACCCCCGUGCUGCUCCCACAUCCACCACCUGUGACCCUGGGUGGUGGCAUUGCAGGGACCAAGGAGUCACUGUGGUGCCCACAGGGCUGUGUCUUACCUGUCCCUGGCUGUCUUCCUCUUGGCCUCAGCUUUGUUCCUGUAGGCUUCCUUUGGGGCCUCGGCAAGGCCACCCCAUAGGCCUACCUUGUGGGCUGGAAAUCUUUAUCGCCCACCUAUCCCUAAAAUCCCAUUCUGUGGGCUAUUGUUUCCCAGGCAGAUUGGUCAGGGGCCCCCUUGGGGCAACCUGUUCUUCCCGGCCUCACUGUGAGGGCCUGGAGGCCUCCACCGUUGCCAGACAAGGGCUUUGGCUUCAGGGCCAGGUCUGUCUCUUCCGCACUGUCUGCAGCUCUUGGCUCUGGGCCUUCCUUACGCCUCCCUUCAGGAUCUGUGUCUUCCAGGGAUCCGCUGUCCGACUUGGAGGUGCUUCUCGGCAGGGUCUACACCUGCCUCCUCACCCCAGCUAUGCAGUGGAGGCUGCCCACCUUCCAGGCUUGGCUUGGGAAGCUCCUCGUAGGCGGGUGCCCACCUGUAAGAGACUGUUUUCCUGUGUAGUCACGUGGCCCUUGGCCUCUUGCUGGUACUGCCUGUGUCUUCUCUGGGGGCCCUGGGUCCCUGAAAAGCACAUACACGUGAGCUGCUGAGAGACUGGCCUGAUGGGCCUUUACCUCGUGGGCAGCAGGGUUUUCAGUCAGUUUGGCCCAGCACGCCGUGCUCUGGGAGCAGGACCUCUGCAGGCCCUGGCAUUUGGGUGGGCUUCUUUGGCUCAAGGUGCUCAGACACUCCCGUUGAUGCCUGAGUCAGAUGUGAGUGGAAGUCUGGACUGUUGAUUAUAAGUUACCAGGUGACCUCAUCCCCCUCCCCCCCUUUGGUUCUCACACUGGUACCCAGGUGAGUUGCUGAUUCUGACAGGCAGCAAGCAGAGCUGGAAUGCAUUCUGCCCAUGCCUAGCUGAGGAGGAGAGGGACAGGGUUUCCACGUUCCUUGGUCCUGGCUGAGUGGUCGUGUGUAACUAACCGAUCAUGGCCUUCUAUGUGCAUAGCUCGAGCCUGCAGGAGGAUGAGAAAGAGGAGAUUGAACAGCUCUUGGCUUCUGAACUGGAUAGGGCCAUGCUCAUAGUGUUCAGAUUUGCAGCACCUGCUUGAGUCUGGGGAGCGUUCCCUAUUGAGCCAGCCCCGCAGUGCAUGCCACCCCUUGUCCCUUCUCUUUCGUGACAGUAAACCCUGUGUCCCAAGUGUGACUGUUGGCUGUCUUUCUGAUCAUCGUUUGUUCUGUUUUCCUACUGUGAGGGCGUUGUAUUUGAGACUUUCUGACACAGCGAGUGGAGAGCUUUGGCUGAGGCCAGGUCUCCCAAACUACUCCGCUAAGUAAACCAUUUUUGUGCAGCUUCCCCUCCUACCCUGACUUUGCCUGACCUCCUUCCUCGGACAUGGAAACUCGGCUUUCACAGAGAAACCACGUGAGAUGGAAUGCUUCUCUCUGGAGAUUAUGACCAAGUUGUUCUGGGCUCACUGUCAUCACCAGGCUUCCCCGAAGGCUGUUCUCAGUCCAGCUUUCAGGUCUGUGUGUGUUAGCAGCAGGUUUGGUGUUCAGUGCCAGGGUGUGCAGGUUUGAUAAGCUACAGCCCACUUGGAGAUGGCGAGGCCACUUCCCUGCUACCUCCCUCUCUGGUGUGGCCACUUGGCCAAAGCUCCCAUCCACAGCUGGGAUGCCUGGGCCAGAGCCCUGCUGCACUGUUUCCGCUCUGGGAUCUUCUGAGUUACUUUUUUAGGCUGUGGUUUGGUGAAAGGAACCAACACAUUAACGAUUUCUUUUUCCCCAAAAGCCACAAUAAUUCUUCUUGGCAUGUUUUCAUGUCCCCGUUGGCUGCCUGGUUUGGGAGCAGUUGUGGAAAAGAGGACAGUACCACACAGAGGCAUGGGAUUUUGAGAGCUGCUUGUGGCCUGCCCGGUUCUGGCAUGUUCCCUGGCUGUGUGCUGUACCUGAUGGGCUAGCUGCACACGUUUCUACCCUUUUCCCUGGAGCAGCAUGGGUGUCUCUGGAAGUUCGAAGUGGAGUGUUCUAGGAAGUGUCCCCGACAGAAUUCCCUGUUCUCUGACCCCGGUUGGGCUCUCAGCCCCUCUAGCAACUUCAUACCCCAGUCCUAUCUUCCCUCCCAUCCUCUCUGUCUGCUAGUCCUUGAAGCCUUUAACCAAAUGGGAGUGGGUACAGAAACCCUUCUCCUGGCAACUUAGGGCGACAGGACAAGGGCUAUUGUGUGUCCAGCUCUGUUGGUCUCCUGGUGCUGAGAGGUGUGUCCAAGCAGAGUUGAUCAGCCCCUGCCUGCCCUGCAGGGCUGAAGCCAGGGGGAGGUUAGUAGAGAGUACCCUAAAUGGGGUGGGGGGGUCCUUAAAGAUCUAAGUGAGGAGGGGCUGGGGUGUGGCUGCAAGGUGAGACCCAGUCUCCUGCACCUGGGCAAGGCCAUCAGGGAUCUGGCUGCGAGGUGAGGCCUGGACGUUCGCACCAGUGCAGAGCGACCAGCAGCCUGGCCUCAGCAGACAGCAGCCUUGGUGCCCACCCGUGCCCUGCGCAGUAUUUAUUGCUAAAUUAUUGUCCAGGAGGGGCGGCGCUGGGCCUGGCCCCCCGGGUAUUUAUUGCUGUACAUAGUGUAUGUUUGUGAUAUAUAAGGUUUUCUUUAUUUUGUAUAUGAUCAAUAAACACCUUUUAAAAGAGA
Phodopus roborovskii (desert hamster) is the source of this 5047-nucleotide messenger RNA. RefSeq names its product MAF bZIP transcription factor G (gene Mafg). Lineage: Eukaryota; Metazoa; Chordata; Mammalia; Rodentia; Cricetidae. The record is from RefSeq and is a predicted model, not a curated record. Gene Ontology annotation, biological process: regulation of transcription by RNA polymerase II; regulation of epidermal cell differentiation. Bases 430 to 918 code for a protein of 162 amino acids. Gene Ontology annotation, cellular component: nucleus. The transcript is spliced from 3 exons. Gene Ontology annotation, molecular function: RNA polymerase II cis-regulatory region sequence-specific DNA binding; DNA-binding transcription factor activity, RNA polymerase II-specific.